AGGGUAAAGAAAGGAAGAGGAAAUGAUGGAUGGAUGGGAGGAAGGGGAAAGAAAGGGAGGAAGAGGGGAGGAAGUCAGGAAGCGAAAGAAGGGGUCGGGCGUGGGGCUGCUGGGCCUCGGUGCUGGCUGCCGGGGCCUUGUCCUUUUGCGCAGCGCGGAAGGAAGGAAGGAAGGGGAAGAAGGCGGCGGCGGCGGCGGAGGAGGCGAGGCGAGGAGGAAGGCGUCAGGGGCCUGCGAAGGAAGGAGGCAGGGGAGCCCGCCUGGCCGCCCGGCCUGCCGCUUGCCUGCCUGCCUGCCUGCCUGCCUUCCUUCCUCUGCGUCCGGGGAUGCUGCUGCUGGCCCUGGGCGACCCUCCUCCUCCUGCUCCGGCCAUGGAGGCCCCGGCCAGCAGCCCCAGCAGCAGCAGCAGCAGCAGCACUGGCCCCGGGCUGGUGAUCCGGAUCCGGAUCCCGGAAGGCGGCGCCGUGGACUGGAGCGUCCACCCGGAGCCCCGGCUCCUCUUCAGGGACGUCCUGGAUGUGAUUGGUCAGGUUCUGCCCGAUGCGACGACGACAGCCUUUGAAUAUGAAGAUGAGGAUGGCGACCGGAUUACUGUCAGAAGCGAUGAAGAAAUGAAAGCUAUGCUGUCCUAUUAUUAUACAACAGUAAUGGAGCAGCAAGUAAAUGGACAAUUGAUAGUGCCUCUGCAGAUCUACCCAAGAGCUUGCAAACCUCCUGGGAAACGGAACAUACAUGGCCUGAAGGUAAAUACGCGCGCCGGGUCUGCUAACAAUAGCGGCGCAGCCGUCCCAGACUCCCUUCCAAGCAAUAGUUUGAAGAAGUCGUCUGCAGAGCUGAAGAAGAUCUUAGCUAAUGGCCAGAUGAAUGAACAAGACAUACGGUAUCGAGACAUCCUCGGUCACGGCAACGGAGGAACCGUCUACAAAGCCAACCACGUCCCCAGUGGGAAAAUAUUAGCUGUUAAGGUGAUCCCUUUAGAUAUUACAUUGGAACUUCAGAAGCAGAUUAUGUCGGAGUUAGAAAUUCUUUACAAGUGUGAUUCAUCCUAUAUCAUAGGAUUUUAUGGCGCUUUUUUUGUAGAAAACAGGAUUUCCCUUUGUACUGAAUUCAUGGACGGGGGCUCUUUAGACGUCUACAGAAAAAUUCCAGAACAUGUCCUGGGACGAAUAGCCGUAGCGGUUGUUAAAGGCCUUACAUAUUUAUGGAGCUUAAAAAUUUUGCAUAGGGAUGUAAAGCCCUCAAAUAUGUUGGUGAAUACCAGAGGCCAGGUCAAGUUGUGCGACUUUGGGGUUAGCACACAGCUGGUGAAUUCCAUUGCCAAGACAUACGUCGGCACAAACGCCUACAUGGCGCCUGAACGAAUUUCAGGAGAGCAGUAUGGCAUUCAUUCCGACGUUUGGAGUCUAGGAAUUUCCUUUAUGGAGCUUGCUCUCGGGAGGUUCCCGUAUCCUCAGAUUCAGAAAAACCAGGGAUCUUUGCAGCCUCUCCAGUUACUCCAGUGCAUUGUUGAUGAGAAAUCGCCCGUCCUUCCGGUUGGGGAGUUCUCGGAGCCGUUUGUACACUUCAUCACUCAAUGUAUGAGAAAGCAACCAAAAGAACGGCCGGCCCCAGAAGAGUUAAUGGGUCACCUCUUCAUUGUCCAGUUCAACGACGGCAAUGCCGAGGUGGUGUCCAUGUGGGUUUGCCGGAUGCUUGAAGAGAGGCGUUCACAGCAGCAACAACAACAAGGGUCUCAUUGAACAAGACGGAUGCUGUAUGUUCAAGAGAAAGUAAGAGAUACUUGCCAAAGCCCACUCAGACUACCUUCGCUUUCGUAGGAGAUUUUCCUCCGCUGCAUUUCAUCCAAAGAAGGCGUUUGGAUAUUCUAUAAAGCUAAAGCAAAGACUGCCAUGCACACACUCACUAUCACCUUAUCCUGCAUCACGAGGACUUAUUCAGCACAUUUAAGACAAUAUUAUUAUUAUAUAUAUUUUAUUAAACCAAAUAUAUAUUUCCUUG
Sceloporus undulatus (fence lizard) is the source of this 1998-nucleotide messenger RNA. It is a transcript of the gene MAP2K5, whose product is annotated as mitogen-activated protein kinase kinase 5. The record is from RefSeq and is a predicted model, not a curated record. The coding region runs from base 30 to 1739 and encodes 569 amino acids. Gene Ontology annotation, molecular function: ATP binding; protein binding; protein kinase activity. Gene Ontology annotation, biological process: protein phosphorylation. The transcript is spliced from 22 exons. Lineage: Eukaryota; Metazoa; Chordata; Lepidosauria; Squamata; Phrynosomatidae.